Molecule: messenger RNA, 1499 nt
Organism: Plectropomus leopardus (leopard coralgrouper)
Lineage: Eukaryota; Metazoa; Chordata; Actinopteri; Perciformes; Serranidae
Gene: hsd17b3
Product: hydroxysteroid (17-beta) dehydrogenase 3
Cellular component (GO): endoplasmic reticulum
Molecular function (GO): testosterone dehydrogenase (NADP+) activity
Source: RefSeq, a predicted model, not a curated record
UGUUGUGCCGGACAAGCAUGGAUUUAAUGGAACUGUUUUUCAUUUCAGUUGGUGCUACAGUUAUUGUCUUCUAUGGAGUGAAACUUCUACUUUUCAGUAGGAUGCUUUUUCCAAAAAUGUGGUUUCCACUGUCGAAGUCCUUUUUCACCUCUAUGGGAGAGUGGGCAGUGGUCACUGGGGCCUCAGAGGGAAUUGGAAGAGCAUAUGCAUUUGCGCUGGCUGAGCAAGGAAUGAACAUAGUAAUCAUGAGUAGAACCAAAGUAGCACUGGACCAGGUGGCCAAAGAAAUAAGUGAUACCACAGGGCAGAGGGUGAAAGUGAUAGUGACAGACUUCAUAAGGGACAACGUCUUCAGUGAAAUUGAGGAUCAACUUCAGGACUUCAACAUUGGAGUUUUAGUCAAUAAUGUAGGCAUUCUGCCCAGCUUCGUCCCCUGCAGAUUCCUUGAGUUUGCAGAACUGGACCAGACAAUUACAAAGGUGAUAAACUGCAAUGUGAAAACUAUGGCCAAGAUGUGCAAAAUAAUCCUUCCAGGCAUGGAGAACAGGAGAAAAGGGUUGAUUUUGAAUGUUUCAUCUGGAGUUGCAUCUGUUCCAUUCCCACUGUACACCCUGUAUGCUGCAUCAAAAGUGUUUGUGGAGAGAUUUUCUCAAGGUCUUCAAGCUGAAUACAAAGAUAAGGGGAUUCUCAUACAGGCAGUGGCUCCAUUUGGGGUCUCCACUCGAAUGGCAGAUUACAUACCAACCAACAUAGUGACGCUGUCACCAGAAGACUUUGUGAAAAGCUCCCUGCAAUACGUUAGAGCUGGAGACAAAACACACGGAAGUGUGUGCCACAUAGUUCUGGGCUGGUUACUGCAGUCUAUUCCUUCCAAGGUUCUCUAUGCAGAGUACAUGCUGCACAGCUUACAAGACUAUGUGAAGAACAAAGCAGCACUGAGGGCAUCAAAUGCAACUUUUGAAAAUGGCAAAAAUAAAUAACGAGGAGCAGCCACGUAAGGACUUAAUUAUUAUGGAUUAUUAUGGACCUGAUGUUGACAAACCUGUGUGUUCUGUUUCUCAUUUAAAUGUUGUGGUGACUGUUGUAACUCAUGAAAGUAAAGUAUUAUUAUUAUUUUAAAGAAUUAUUUUAUUAAUAUUUUUUUUAGUAACUGCACAGCUGUAUUUUUUGUUUGUACAUUUUCUUACACUGCAAGCAAGACACCCUCGGGAAAGCACCUUUAUUAGUGGUAUUAUUUCCAUCAUUUCUCAGUGUUUAGAGGAGUUGAUGCACCUUCACUUUUUUCCAAAUAUAUAUAGUCUACUCUUGUAAUGUAUAAACAUAUACUACACUUUAUUAGGUUCACCUGUACAAUCUAAUGUGAUACAAUAUAACUACACUGCUACAAAAUCUACUGUUAUGAUACCUAUAAUCAUAGUUAUUGUUUUUAUAAAAACAAUAAUUGGCAGCAGCACUGGCACUGGCAGGUGUUGGUGUGUGUAUGUGUGUGUGUGUGUGUG